AUGCCCAACGAAAUUCGAGACGAAUAUCCACAGGAUCCUAUUUACAAUGACAAGGGGAUUGGAAUCGCUGACGAGCUGGACGACUCUGCGCGACAUUCCCAAAUUUCAUUGGAAGAUCCUAAUAAUUCCCAUCCUUCGUCACCGCCUGCCAGUACGACAGAGCAUGAGAAGAAUGCACCCUUGCCCGAUGAGGAACCUACGACUUGUCGAGCUAGGAAAAAACACCCGGGCAUUUUUGCUCUGCCGCCGCACUCUGCAAGCACGACUGCGGGAGUAUCCACUGGUGACUAUCGACCGUACGCACCGAGUCCGCCUUUUGAAGAAGCGGGGCCGACAUCUUGCAUUUGGCGAGCUUAUCUGGACGAAAGCCUGGUUUACGACACCGACAUGCUUGGAAACCAGAGAGGACAAGUGAACAUCCUCCUCGUUUUUGCAGGACUAUUUUCUGCGAUUGUGAGCGCCUUCAUUGCGCAAUCAGCCGGAAAUCUCCAACCGAACUAUAAGCAAUUGUCGGCACUUUUGCUCUUCGAUCAGAUCAAUAUGCAACGUGCCCUAGCCAACGGCACUUCCCUUGACCGCAUCACCACAUCGGGCGCUGAUCCCACGGCUCCGUUUACGCCAAAGACUCUGGAUUCAUGGGUAAACGGGCUAUGGUUCGCGAGUCUUGCUUUCAGUCUUGCAACUGCGUUGUUCGCUGUUCUAGCAGAUGAGUGGUAUUGCCAUUAUCUGUCACCGAUCGCUGGGGACCCCCAAGUUCGCAGUCGUACUCGGCAUUUACGUUACAAGGGUCUUCUUGAUUGGCGUGUCAGCACCUUAAUUGGUCUCCUGCCGCUGAUGUUGUACCUGUCACUCGGCCUGUUUGCCAUUGGCCUUGUGCUAUAUCUCCUGCCGCAGCAGCAAGGAAUUGCACUCGUGACAGGAAUCAUCUCCCUGACUACCUUUAUCGUCUAUGUCAUGACCAACAUUCUCCCACUAAUAUACCCGGAUUGUCCAUAUAAAACGCCCCUUUCUUCGGUUGCAUACACCGCGAUCAUGUGGAUGCUUCAACAAUCCUCUGCUAUCCUGAAGGCGACUGCAGCACCAACGUUCAACUUUUAUCCCACGAUAAAAACAUUGAACGAUUUCGAGAUUCAUGCCGCAGAAAGAUCACACGUCAAAAAUGAAGUUGACGCACUCCGUUGGUUGUACGUGAGAUCUUCGACCCCGGAGACCCGUCGCCUUGUAAUUUAUGCUCUUUCUGGACUGCCUGAAGAGUACACCCUGGAUGUCUAUAACGUUUUUCAUCCUUAUUGGGAUGAAAUAAGGGAGGAGAAGGAAAGAAUGUUGAUGGACUGCAUGGAGCUGACGCGACAUGGCUCUACUCGGUGGAUCCCCAAGGACAUCCCCAAUAUCGACCGUAGAAUUGAACCCCUUCUUCGGCUGGAGAUUCUGUUCGAUCCAUUACGACGUAAGUUUCCGUCCGGACUCUUCAGAGAGCAUCAUCUGGAUUUCUCGACGACGGAUAUCUCGGACGCCUUGUUGAUAACUUUGUCUUCUAUUGAAGAUACGCACAUUAACAAGCCCACACACCUGGCUUUGGAAAAGGAAGUCGCUAUGAAUGCCUUAGCAGACUAUAGUUAUCACCAUCCAGUCGUUUGGGAUCAUCUCUUGAUACGUGCGGUUGAUCAAGGGUUAUUCAUCGAGAAGAGUGAUGACACUGUUUUUACCAUGGAGACCUGCUUAGACUUGGUGAAAUUUCUAUCUAUCCCUGAUAGGAAUCCUUCUGCAUGCUACAGCUGCACUUUGGUGGAAGCUGCAGCGAUUUACCACGAGGAAAAUGUUAUUGGUGCUCUUCUCUCCUUCUUCGAGCCAUUCGAUGUAUAUAAAGGCUCGAUAGACCUUCUACCGAGACUCCUGAUCACCAUUAUACGUUUCUUGGUGCUUGAUUCGGAGAACUCUCCGAUAGUAGACUCAAUCGGCCUUCUGGGAGAACGCCCCCAUACUUAUACAACAUUUAUCUACAAGCACCGGCUUUUGGAGGUUGCACUACAUGUGGUCAUUAGAGGCAUGAGCUGUUCGGACAACUCUCAAUUUUCAUUCUUCCACGAUGGAGUCCUUAACGCGGUACACUCGUACAUCGCGUCUGGUUUAUUCGCUAUGGAUCCUGUGAAUACGGAGGAGAAUACCCUCGUUUGGACCUGCCGUAAUCAUGCUCUUGCGUGCAUGACCUUGUUUAUAAAUCGGGGCUCCGAAUUUGGCGUUGAUGUCCAGGUAUCAGAAUGGGGCACGAGGUCCUUCUUUUACAAUAUUAUUAGACUCAUCGUUCAAGUGUUCGGCCGUUAUUUCUCCGAUAUUGGAUGCCAUGGUUCUCAAUUUCAGGUCAUGGGUUUUCUAUUAGGUCAAGGAUUCGCUGGAGGAAUCGUGGAUGCGUAUGACACUUUCCAAGAGGAAGGCGUGUUAAGGCAUAUAGUACGGAGAAGUGAGCUUCAACUGUGGCUCACCGAGGGACUGAAGGAAUAUAUCAUCGGGAUCUCGGAAGCUACUAGAAGGACAGGGAAUUACCCAGAUCUUCAGUCAGAGAACUUCCUUCAAAGUCAUAUCGAAGACCUCCAUAAUCCACUUGUCGUUCGUGGUAUUUGUGCUAGCAUCGUACAGAGCAACACUACGCCACACUCUAUCCUAUCAUCCCUCGCUUCAAUUGCUCCUGAUCACCCAGAAUGGCCCAAAAUCCUGGCAACAUUACACUCUCCAGAUGCCAAGUAUUCUGUCGAGAAGUACGAAUUCACGUUAAUCAACCCAGGGUGCGAUGAGGAAAGUUUGAAGAAGGGUUUGAGAGAGGCCACCCAAGUUCUGACCGACUGUCUUGUUGCGGCGAAUAAUGAAUUUAAUCAGCAGUCGACAAAUUCCAGCCCUCACAUCGGGCCGCCGGAAGCUCGCCGUGAAUCUCCUUGGAGAAAGUGGAAGAAAAGGAUAGGAGUCUUGAAUACGGACAUUGAGGUUGGAUUAGUAUGA
Desarmillaria tabescens is the source of this 2991-nucleotide messenger RNA. RefSeq lists its product as uncharacterized. Bases 1 to 2991 code for a protein of 996 amino acids. The transcript is spliced from 4 exons. The record is from RefSeq and is a predicted model, not a curated record. NCBI's taxonomy places the organism in Eukaryota, Fungi, Basidiomycota, Agaricomycetes, Agaricales, Physalacriaceae.